AUGCCUAUUAGAAAUCUUAUUCGUACAUCCAAGUCUUUUAUAAGUAAUAACUUUAAUUUCAGACGUGUUGCAACUUCAGGUGUUCCCAGUAGGGAUGAAAAAUUACCAACAGUUCCAGCCGCACCAGCAGCAAUACCUUUGUAUGAAAUCAUUCUAAAGUUACCAAAUUUAUUUCCAAGGACUCUGAAGGAGUCUCUUAAUGAUUACCAUGACUUCCAUAAGGAUAUUGAUAAGUUUCAAACUGAAUUAUUAUCGACUUUACCAUACUAUCCGAUGGCCAAUGAUGGAAAGAAAGCUGAAUUGAUUACAACUAAAGUUGAUGAUGAAGGAAAUUACAUUAAUGAAUUUUGUAUAUCUCCUAUCGGUGCUGAAGCUGAUCAAAGGGACCUCAAACAUUUAAUUUUCAUACAUGGAUAUGGUGCAGGGCUAGGUUUCUUUCUUAAAAAUUUUGAACAUUUACCGUUAUUAGAUAAUAAGUGGUGUAUUCAUGCUAUUGACCUGCCAGGGUAUGGUUAUUCUAAAAGAUGUGAGUUCCCUUUUAAAUAUCCUGAGCAUGAUAUUAGUGAUGUACAAGAUUGGUUUCACAAACGUAUUCGGACUUGGUUUAAAGCCAGAUCCCUAUUGACAACCCCAGAAAAUAAUAUGAUUAUGGCUCAUUCUUUGGGAGCUUAUCUGAUGGCGUUAUAUAUCGAUAAAUUUCCCAAUGAUUUCAAGAAAAUCGUUAUGUGCUCACCUGCAGGUAUUUGUCAAUCGAGCACCUCAGAAGAAAUUGGGAAUAUUAAGACUCCAUGGUGGUUUAAUAAAUUAUGGGAUCAAAACGUAUCGCCGUUUACGCUUGUUAGAAAUACAUAUUAUCUUGGGUCUAAGUUGACAAGUGGAUGGUCAUAUAGGAGAUUUAAGCAAUUGAAGCAAAGUGGACAUUUGAUGCAAUUUGAGAAAUUGCAUAGAUAUGCGUAUUCUAUUUUCAAUCAGAAAGGAUCUGGAGAGUAUAUCUUAGGCUUCGCAUUAAAAUGUGGUGGUGAUCCAAGGAUACCUUUGGAAGAUAACUUAUUUAAAUCACCAAAGACUGAAGGUAUCCCUAAAAGUGAUUGUGAAUGGUUGUGGGUUUAUGGCGAGAAGGAUUGGAUGGACAUUGGAGGUGGGAAGAGAGUCACAGAUGAGUUGGUGACUAGGUUUGGAAAAAAAAGUUCAACAACUGUUGUUCCAGAUUCAGGGCAUCAUUUGUACUUUGACAAUUAUAAAUUCUUUAAUGAACUUUUGGUUAAAGAAAUGAAAAAUAUGUAA
Messenger RNA from Vanderwaltozyma polyspora DSM 70294, 1284 nucleotides. RefSeq names its product carboxylic ester hydrolase (gene CLD1). The transcript has a single exon. Bases 1 to 1284 code for a protein of 427 amino acids. Gene Ontology annotation, biological process: cardiolipin acyl-chain remodeling. The record is from RefSeq and is a predicted model, not a curated record. Gene Ontology annotation, cellular component: mitochondrial inner membrane. Gene Ontology annotation, molecular function: A2-type glycerophospholipase activity. Lineage: Eukaryota; Fungi; Ascomycota; Saccharomycetes; Saccharomycetales; Saccharomycetaceae.